CAACCUGCACCUGAAAGAGGAGAACCUCAAGCCAGACACCAACGGUGCCGUUGUCAAGGCAGGGGACAAUGCAGAGAAGGCGGAAGAGGACGAAAAAGAGGAUCGCGCCGCCCAGUCACUGCUGAACAAGCUGAUCCGCAGCAAUUUGGUGGACAACACAAACCAGGUGGAGGUUCUGCAGAGGGACCCGACGUCGCCGCUCUACUCGGUGAAGUCUUUUGAAGAGCUGCGCCUGAAGCCCCAGCUGCUCCAGGGGGUGUACGCCAUGGGCUUCAACAGGCCCUCCAAGAUCCAGGAGAACGCCCUGCCCAUGAUGCUCGCAGAGCCUCCGCAGAAUCUGAUCGCGCAGUCCCAGUCCGGCACCGGGAAGACGGCAGCUUUCGUCCUAGCCAUGCUCAGCCGAGUGCAGCCUGACCACAGGCAUCCCCAGUGCCUCUGCCUUUCCCCCACGUACGAGUUGGCCCUCCAGACCGGGAAGGUCAUAGAGCAGAUGGGCCGGUUCUACCCAGCGCUGAAGCUGGCCUAUGCCGUUCGAGGCAACAAACUGGAGCGUGGCCAGAAGAUCGCCGAACAGAUCGUCAUCGGCACGCCAGGCACCGUUCUGGACUGGUGUUCGAAGCUGAAGUUCAUCGACCCCAAGAAGAUCCGGGUCUUUGUUUUGGAUGAGGCCGACGUCAUGAUCGCCACCCAGGGGCACCAGGACCAGAGCAUCCGCAUCCAGAGGAUGCUUCCCCGCGACUGCCAGAUGUUGCUCUUCUCGGCCACCUUUGAGGACUCGGUGUGGAAGUUUGCCCAGAAAGUCGUUCCUGACCCCAACAUCAUCAAGCUGAAGCGGGAGGAAGAGACGCUGGACACCAUCAAGCAGUACUACGUCCUCUGCAGCAGCCGAGAGGAGAAGUUCCACGCCCUCUGCAACAUCUACGGCGCCAUCACCAUCGCCCAGGCCAUGAUCUUCUGCCACACCCGCAAGACGGCUGGCUGGCUGGCGGGGGAACUUUCCAAAGAAGGCCACCAGGUGGCGCUCCUGAGCGGGGAGAUGAUGGUGGAGCAGCGGGCGGCUGUGAUCGAGCGCUUCCGGGAGGGCAAGGAGAAGGUCUUGGUGACAACCAACGUUUGUGCCCGAGGGAUAGACGUGGAGCAAGUCUCUGUGGUCAUAAACUUUGAUCUUCCUGUGGAUAAAGAUGGGAACCCCGACAACGAGACAUACCUCCACCGCAUUGGCCGUACGGGGCGUUUUGGCAAGCGGGGGCUCGCCAUUAACAUGGUGGACAGCAAGCACAGCAUGAACAUCCUCAACCGGAUCCAGGAACAUUUCAACAAGAAGAUUCAUAAACUGGAUACAGACGAUUUGGACGAAAUUGAGAAGAUUGCUAACUGAAGGGGCAGCCGAGGGGGUGGGUGUGCCCGCCUUUCUCCCUGUGGCUCUCCCUACCACAAUCAAUUUGCCAUCCCAAUCGGGCACCUCUCCUCGCCAGCCAUGUGCAAAGGGGUGUGUCCUCCGAGAUCACAAACGCUGUGGAAAUUACCUCAUCAUCUUAAACCAACAACAAUGUGGCUGGACUUGAUUUUAAAUAGUAGUGCAAACUGGAGAAAGAAGACACGUUUAAGAAGAAAUGUUUACAGUAACUUUUAACUUUUUCUUUUAGUUUAGCCUUAAUAGUGGGGAACCUCUUAAAUUCUGAAAAUGAUGCCAAAAAAACAUAGCCAAUAAUUAGGAAGGAUUCGUAAUGCCUGUUUUGUGGAGAAAGUACUAAAAUGUACCCAAGCAGUAUAUAUGGAAAAUGGAACAAAUAUCUAUAGCUUAUGAUUUUCGUUUUGAACUUUGAAGAGGGCAGGCGUUCAGGCUAGCUCCAUGCUGGGUUGUGUGAAGUGGGCUAAGAUCUCCAUUUUCUCGAGAAAAAUUGCCCCGCUUUUCUCUAGGUUGGUGAUGCUAUUUUUUUUCCCCGGUUGAUGGCAUGAUCUACUGUCUUCUCAUUCUUAUCCUUUUUCUCCUCCCCAAGGAACUUUGGGGAACUGCAGUCCUACGUGGGGGUCCUGAGACCGUCGCUGCUUUGGGGCGGGGGGAGGGAAGCCAAAGCCUUGGCAGGUUCACAGGGCCUUACUUGCCCCCGCAGAGCAGAUACUGCUAGGUGAAGAAGAGAGUGGAUGUGAAUACAAAGGUUGGGGGACCCCUCUCAGCUCAGGUCAAAAAAAAGAUGGAGGGCCAACAAAAUGGAAGUCCACAAUUAGUGGAAGGAGAUGGAAGCUGGUGGGAAUGGCCCGGUGUGAGAAAUAUUUUUAGCUGAGAGAGCUUUGGGGCGGGCAGAUAUCCCUUCCCUCGCUGAGCUGAAUCUCCACAGGCUUUGCGUAAAACCGGCCUCAUCUUUGGGCCUGUAAGAGGAGGUCCUGUGGGUUGCACCGGACGGGAGGGUGGACUUUUAUGUUCACCUCUGAGCAGGUGUGUCUCGGAGGGCUGUGGAGCAUCGGCCUUGUGUCAUAACGAGAGUGCCAAGUUUUAACGGAGCAACGCUGGGAAUUGCACAUCCCCCCUCCCCGAGCGCUAGUAUUUGCAUGGCCUCCGCUGGUGGUGCAUCAGGCUGCGGGUUUGUUUUUGGAUUGGGGGGGGUGCUGCUGGCCACUACGAAAUGUGUAGUGCUUGGACUUGGCUUUGCGGGGGUGGAGAGAUCACGCCUGCUGUUGCGGCGUGCCCAAAUAACGUUCAGUUGGAGAUGGGAGGGGUGUGUGUGCGCCUCUCCGGCUGAGGAGGCUCAGCUGGUGCUGGAAGCAGCCGGGUCUUCUCUUGGUUCAGUUUGGCUUCUCCAAUUCUGCCGUAGCGUGGUUGGACAUGCAGCAAGGGUCUGACCUGGUUCUUCUCUCUCUCUCUCUGUGGCACGGUAGAAUUAAAGUAUUUUUAUUCACGCUUCAGGGAGGCAGGAUUAGCUCCUGGCCUCCUCCUCGAUACAGGAAUCUUUUCUAAACCGAUCGAUUGUGAAUCCUGAGUUUUUAUCCCUGCUUUUUAAAGGAAACGCGGGCUGUUAACUGUUCCUUUCAGUGACUGAAAUGGGGAUUCUUUUCACAGUGAAAUGAAAAAUAUUAUACGCACCCUGCUCGUUUUAGAAGUGUACCUAAAUUUUUAGGAUGUUUGUGCACAGCCUCUUCUUGGUUUCUGCAAACAGCUUUAGGGGUUUGUGGGGGGUGGGUUGGGCAGGUUUAAAAAAAAUAGCUAUCCACAGAUUUUGUAUGCUGGGGCAUACCUAUUUUUAUUCCACAGGAAAUGACAGGCAGAGGUGAGCUGUGCAUGGCAGGGAGUUUUCAAUCAGCUCUGGCCACGCUGCGUGACCACGUGAGCCAGAUGCACUGAGCGAUUGCACAAGCAGCCAGGCUGCUUUCUGAUGUAACUCUGCAGUUAGAAUAAAGACCACACAACACUGA
Messenger RNA from Python bivittatus (Burmese python), 3411 nucleotides. The record is from RefSeq and is a predicted model, not a curated record. Lineage: Eukaryota; Metazoa; Chordata; Lepidosauria; Squamata; Pythonidae.